AUGGCUCAAGCUCCCGAAUUCUCAUACGGCCUUCUUUCCUGCUUCGAAGAUUGCGGUGUUACCGUCUAUGUUUGCUUCUGCUUGGACUGCGCACUUGCUAACAACUGGGCAAUGACACGUAGCGAAUCUUGCAACCUCUGUCACUUAUGCUGCCUCGUUUCCCCAUAUUGGACACGCCAGGUCAUCCGUACACGCAGACACAUGAGACGUGAAACAUUCGGCGACUGCCUCGUUAUGGUAUGCUGCUUACCUUGCAUGAUUUGCCAAGACCAGCGUGAAUUGAAGAAUGGCCAAUGCGGUCUUCCACCAAGUGAGUUCUACUUCAACGAGCAGAGGAAUGCUCCUCUUCUUCCACAAAGACCACAAGGUGGAUACCCACAACAGGGCGCUCCACAAGGAUAUGCUGCUCCACCACCACAGGGCUAUGCAGCUCCACAGUACGCUGCUCCACAGGGCUACGCAGCUCCACCACCACAAGGAUAUGCAGCUCCAGCUUAUCCAGAACAAAAAUAA
Molecule: messenger RNA, 513 nt
Organism: Trichomonas vaginalis G3
Lineage: Eukaryota; Parabasalia; Trichomonadida; Trichomonadidae
Exons: 1
Coding region: 1-513 (170 amino acids)
Source: RefSeq, a predicted model, not a curated record